AAUGGCUUUGCACCUGGGUUGGCCCUUGGCCUCCUAGGAUCACGGCCACCCCUUGUGAUCCCCAGGGAGCGUCCAGAGCAUGGAUCCCUCCUGACUGUGCCACCCUUGGUUCAAUGUUACUCACAGUGAAGCUUCUCCUGGGUCGGCGAUGCAGUGUGAAGGUGUCGGGGCAAGAGAGUGUGGCCGCACUGAAGAAGCUGGUGUCACAGCAGCUACAGGUGCCUGAGGAGCAGCAGCACCUGCUGUUUCGUGGCCAGCUCCUGGCAGAUGACAAGUGCCUCUCGGAUUACUGCAUUGGGCCCAAUGCCUCCAUCAACGUCAUUGUGCGGCCCCUGGAGAAGAUAGAGCUGGAGAACGCUCACCUGCCCCAGCCCCAGCCCCUGUGGCAGCAGCUGGACCGGGUCCUGGCCAGACACUUUGGGCUGCAGGAUGCCAAGGCUGUGCUGCAGCUGCUGAGACAAGAGCAUGAGGGGCGCCUGCAGAGGGUAAGCCUACAGGACCUGGAGCAGCUGGCACAGUCCCUCUUGGCAGAGCAAUGGUGUGCAGAGAUGGCCAGAGAGCAGAGCCUGAGGUCAUGGCCCCAGGGCUCAUGCGAUACCCAGGAGCAGAAGGAGAAAGAGAAAGAAGAGAAGCAGGUGGAGACAGCUGAGAAGGCAGAGGAGGAGUCUGCCAACCUGUAAACUGGACCAUCCUACUCACUAGCUAAAAUUCUCCCAGCUUCUACUUUACAAGUUCCCUGAUGACUUUACACACUACUGCCUCCUAAUGUAGAUGCAUCCACA
Ochotona princeps (American pika) is the source of this 782-nucleotide messenger RNA. RefSeq names its product ubiquitin like 4B (gene UBL4B). The transcript has a single exon. Gene Ontology annotation, molecular function: protein binding. The record is from RefSeq and is a predicted model, not a curated record. Lineage: Eukaryota; Metazoa; Chordata; Mammalia; Lagomorpha; Ochotonidae. The coding region runs from base 114 to 680 and encodes 188 amino acids.